AUGGCUCAGAAGAAAGGAAAAACUGAUAAAACAGCAAAAGAUGCUUCCCUCGAGGGCUCUGCACUGAUCCUCGAUUAUCUGACUCUACGUGAGCUACACCAGAAGAAGGAGAUCGAGUGCCGUGUAGCUGGAAAACAAACGGUCUACCAUGCGUUGCAGGAAGAAACCAACGAAACCGGCCACGAUGCGAUAGCUGCCAUGGACGAAGAGAUUAAAAGUCUACAGGAACAACUCUCCAGUCUCAAGGAGAACGAGAAGAGGGUACAAGGGGAGCUGAACUCUCUCAACGCAAUGCCUCUGCUCUCCGAACUUCGGACUGAGAUCACGGAGCUCGAGAAAGAGAAGGAAUCACUUGCUGCUCGCUUGAUCAAGGUGUGUGGCGAUGCCUCGGCUGAGGUGUCCCCUCAAGAGAAGGAAAAAGUGAGAAAGGGCUGGAAGAUAUGGCAGAACCAGGAAAGCGUUCGGGCUAAGAUAUGCCGCGACCUCUGGCGCAAGUGUUCUGAAACGCUUCCGGAAGGUCAGAAAUUCGAGGGCCUGCGGCUACUUUGCUUGUAUACCCCUGGAAGUGCAAGAAACAGCUCAGUUGGGAUAUGGGAGUCUGCAGCCGGGUCCAAGUCUCAGCUGUACCUGGCUUUGCACAGCAGGUCGAAGCAGAGGCGCAUGAUGUCGCCAGAUGAACACUUGGGUGGCGUCAUUUCGGGCAAGAUUCAUUGCUCCUAA
This is a messenger RNA of Aspergillus nidulans FGSC A4, 720 nucleotides long. RefSeq names its product putative TBP interacting domain protein. The record is from RefSeq and is a predicted model, not a curated record. Gene Ontology annotation, cellular component: nucleus. Bases 1 to 720 code for a protein of 239 amino acids. The transcript has 6 exons. Lineage: Eukaryota; Fungi; Ascomycota; Eurotiomycetes; Eurotiales; Aspergillaceae.